Hydra vulgaris (swiftwater hydra) is the source of this 2776-nucleotide messenger RNA. RefSeq names its product programmed cell death 6-interacting protein. Gene Ontology annotation, molecular function: protein binding. Gene Ontology annotation, cellular component: endosome. Gene Ontology annotation, biological process: multivesicular body sorting pathway; mitotic cytokinesis. The record is from RefSeq and is a predicted model, not a curated record. NCBI's taxonomy places the organism in Eukaryota, Metazoa, Cnidaria, Hydrozoa, Anthoathecata, Hydridae.
AAAACUGUAACAUAUCCCUUUAAUGUCAAAGUCGGGUAGGCGAGACAAAUACUGUUAUUUUUAUUAUAUAAUGCUGUUAUGCUUGAUGUAAACAUAACUCAAACAGAAAGCUGAUGACUAUUAUAAAUCGUACAAAACAAUGAGUUCAUUCUUAACAUGUCCAUUAAAAAAAACUCAAGCAGUUGAUAUAAUAAAGCCUAUUUCAAACUACAUAACUAAUACAUUUUCUAGCAGUGUGCUUAAUGAAAAUAAAAAUGUAAUUGCAGAAUUCAGCCAGCUUCGUGGAAAUGCAGUUGUUCAUUCUUUAGAUAAACAUGAAAUAUCAGUAGAAACUCUACAAAGGUAUUAUGAUCAGUUAGUAGCCAUGGAGGGGAAAUUGCCAAUAGCAGAAGAUCAGAUCCGAAUAUCAUUCACAUGGUAUGAUGCCUUUAAUAAAGGUUCUAUUUUUGGAUCAACAAAAUGCUCUCUCAGUAGUGGGGAUUAUGAACGGUUCUGUGUUUUGUUUAACAUGGCUGCACUUUUAUCACAGCUAGCAAGCAUACAAAACCUUUCUACAGAUGAUGGAUUAAAAACAGCAGCAAAAUAUUAUCAGCAAUCAGCUGGGAUGUUCUCAUAUUUAAAAGAUAAUGUUUUCCCAGCUCUUCAUACACUACCAACACCAGACUUUUCUGUAAGCUGUUUGACUGCUCUUGUAUCUAUUAUGCUUGCACAAGCUCAGGAUUGUUUCUAUCAAAAAGCCUCAUCAGAUAAAAUGAAAGAUGCUGUUGUUGCAAAAAUUGCAAUGCAAACCUCAGACUUUUAUCAAGAUGCCAAUCGAAAUGCAGCGCACUAUGAAACAAAGGGACUGUGGGAAAAGGAUUGGAUUCCAGUUCUUCAAGCAAAGCAAUCUUAUUUUGCUGCAGCUGCUGAAUUUCAUCAAUCAAAAGUUAAUGAAGCUUCAAAUAAAUAUGGUGAAAGAGUUGCACGUUUGCAGAAAGCUGAAAAGUUAAUAAAUGAUGGUAUAAAAAAUGCUGGCAACCUCAAUAUUCCUGACCUAAAGAACUUGGCUGGCCAUAUUUCUAAAAACCUUGUGCAAGCUAAAAAGGAUAAUGAAUUUAUUUACUUGGAUAAGGUUCCAGCUCAAGAUCAGCUAACACCUGUUGAACGUGCUACACUUGUUAAAGCACUUCCUAUAUCUUCACCAAUGUCAACUAAUUUCCAGGAUUUGUUUACAAAACUUGUACCAAUGUCUGUUCAUCAAGCUCUCUCGACCUACAAUGGUGCAAAAGGUGCUCUCAUCAACAGUGAAGUUGGAAAACUGAGGGAAGCUACACACUUUAUGAAUGGGGUGUUAGCUUCUUUAAAUUUACCAGCAGCAAUUGAAGAUCUCUCAGGUGAAAAGGUUCCCCAAUCAGUAUUGGAAAAAUCAUCAGAAAUAAAAGAAAAGGGUGGUUUGCAGAUAAUAGACCAGAUGAUUCAGAAUCUCCCUGAUCUUCUGGAAAGAAAUCGAGAAGUUCUUAAUGAGGCAUUUCGCAUGAUGUCAGAAGAAGAGCAAGAAGACCAGAAAAUGCGUGAAUAUUUUAAAGAAAGAUGGACUCGUACACCAUCUGCAAAAUUAACUCAGCAGUUAAAAGAGGAAGGAGCUAAGUACAAAAGUAUCUUAGAUAAUGCUACAAAUGCUGAUAACAUAGUAAAAGCAAAGUACAAUGAACACCGCAGAGGGUUGGAUAUACUUUCAAAAUCAAAUGAAGAAAUUGCUAAUUCUCUUCCAAAAGUUGGGGCAACUACAUCAAGCAGCGGCAUGGAAGCCGUCAAAGAACUACGAUUUCAUAUGCAACAGGUGGAACAAAUAAAGAGAGCCCGUGAAGAAUUGGAAGAAGAAUUUAAAAGUGCCACUGUUGAUAUUCAAAGCAAAUUUUUACAAGCUUUAGCCGCUGAAGGUUAUCUUGAUUGCCAAAAAAUAGUUGAUCAGAAUAUAGAAGAUGUUUAUGCUGGUUUGAGAACUCAAGUUGAAAAAAGUAUAGAAGACCAAAAAGUGCUCUUAGAUAAAAUACAGGCAGCUUAUAAUAAUUUUGCUGCAGCUUCAAGCGGAACUGGUGCUAAUCCACGUGAUCAAAUGCUUAAAGACUUAGCAAGUGCAUAUGAUGCUUAUAUGGAGUUAACAAGUAAUCUUCAAGAAGGAUCAAAGUUCUAUAACAAUUUGACAGAGCUUCUGUUGAAGUUCCAGAAUAAAGUUGGAGAUCUUGUUUUUGCUCGAAAGACUGAAAAAGAAGAUCUCACCAAAGAUCUCCAGCUAGAAGCAGCAAAGGGUACAACGGCUCCAACUCCUAGCAUACCUGUACAUUAUCAACAACAGCCAGUUAAGCCAGAUAGACCACCUCCUCCUAACACUCAGCCAACCCCUGCGCCUCGUGCUUCACCACAAAAUCAACCUUCUAGCAAUCCUCCACAGCAACCGCAAUAUAAUCCGUAUCCUACUCAACCAACGCUUAUGCCUCAACCUGGUUAUUAUGGGCCUCCUGGUGCAAUGCCAUAUCCAUCUUUUCCGUUUCAUCCGAAUUAUGGGGAGUAUCAUAUAAAUCAGAGUCAAGUAAUGCCUGGACAAUACAUUCCUCCGUAUAACCCACAGCCACCUAUGGGAUACCAGGGUUACCAGUGGCAACAAAGACCGUCUCAACAAUAAAAUGUUCUUAAAAGAUUUAAAUAAUUAAAAAAAAAUUAUCCUUAGUAUGGCGGAUAAAAAUUUCCCCCACAAUGAUUCUAUCACGAUUCUACUUCAACUUAUCUUUUUUUUUUU